This is a messenger RNA of Erinaceus europaeus (western European hedgehog), 3170 nucleotides long. It is a transcript of the gene IGHMBP2, whose product is annotated as immunoglobulin mu DNA binding protein 2. NCBI's taxonomy places the organism in Eukaryota, Metazoa, Chordata, Mammalia, Eulipotyphla, Erinaceidae. Gene Ontology annotation, molecular function: DNA binding; ATP hydrolysis activity; zinc ion binding. The record is from RefSeq and is a predicted model, not a curated record.
UCGGGAAAAGGCCCCGCGCGGAGACCGGGCCUCGGAGGUUCCGCCUGGCGGCCGGCGGGUGGACGCCAUGGGGUCGGCGGCCGUGGAGCGCUUCGUGAGGCGACAGCUGGCCCUGCUGCAGCUCGAGAGGGACGCGGAGCUGGAGGAGCGCAGGUCCUGGCAGGAGGGCGUGUCGCUGAAGGAGCUUCAGAGCCGCGGGGUCUGCCUGCUGAAGCUGCAGGUGUCCGGCCAGAGGACCGGGCUGUACGGGCGGCGGCUGGUCACCCUGGAGCCCAGGCGAGGUGUGGCCACCCCCACGCUCCCCAGCAACAGCUUCACCUCCGGUGACAUCGUGGGCCUGUAUGACUCCAGCGGGGACAGCCAGCUGGCCUCGGGCAUCCUGACCCGCAUCUCCCCGACGUCCGUUACCGUGGCCUUGGACGAGUCCCAGGACGCCCAGCUGAGCCUGCCGGAGGGCUCCUACAGGCUGCUGAAGCUGGCCAAUGACGUCACCUUCCGGCGGCUCAGGAAGGCCCUGAGCUCCCUCAACAAGUACCACUCCGGCCCAGCCUGCCCCCUCAUCGAGGUGCUGUUCCAGGAUUCAGCCCCCAGUCCUGCCACCGAAGGCGGCCCGCUGACCUUCUUCAACACCGGCCUGGACGCCUCCCAGCAGGAAGCCGUAUCCUUCGCACUGGCCCAGAAGGAGCUGGCCAUCAUCCACGGCCCCCCGGGCACCGGCAAGACCACCACGGUGGUGGAGGUCAUUCGUCAGGCCGUGAAGCAGGGCUUGAAGGUUCUGUGCUGCGCACCCUCCAACGUGGCCGUGGACAACCUGGCAGAGCGGCUGGCAGGCGCUGGGCUGAGGCUCCUGCGUCUGGGGCACCCUGCCCGCCUGCUCGCCACGGCCCAGCAGCUCAGCCUGGACGCCGCCCUGGCCCGCGGGGACGCUGCCGGCAUCCUGGCUGACAUCAGGAAGGACAUCGACCGGCUCUUUAGCAGGAAGUCCCAGGCCAGCGGUGAGAGGACAGACUUCCGGGCAGAGCUGCGGGAGCUGAGGCGGGAGCUGCGGGAGCGUGAGGAGGCGGCCACGCUGCAGAGCCUGGCUGCGGCCGACAUCAUCCUGGCCACCAACACAGGAGCGUCCCCUGAUGGGCCCCUGAAGCUACUGCCCGACGGCCACUUCGACAUGGUGGUCAUUGACGAGUGCGCCCAGGCCCUGGAGGCUAGCUGCUGGGUCCCCCUGCUCCGUGCCCGCAAGUGCGUGCUGGCCGGAGACCACAGGCAGCUGCCGCCGACCACCGUCUCCCUCAGGGCCGCGCAGGGCGGGCUGGCGCUGAGCCUCAUGGAGCGGCUGGCGGACGCCGUCCCGGAGUCGGUGCGCCUGCUGACAGUGCAAUACCGCAUGCACCGCGACAUCAUGCUCUGGGCCUCCCGCGCGCUCUACGGCGGCCGGCUCCUCGCCCACCCCUCGGUGGCCGGGCGCCUGCUGCGAGACCUCCCGGGCGUGGAGGACACGGAGGAGACGGGCCUGGCGCUGCUGCUGGUGGACACGGCGGGCUGUGGGCUAUGCGAGCUGGAGGAGGCCAGCGAGCUGUCCCGGGGCAACCCCGGCGAGGUGCGACUGGUCAGUCUGCACGUCCAGGCGCUGGUGGACGCGGGCGUCCGGGCGGCCGACAUCGCCGUCAUCUCCCCCUACAACCUGCAGGUGGACCUGCUGAGGCAGAGCCUGGAGCCCCAGCACCCGGAGCUGGAGAUCAGGUCUGUGGACGGCUUCCAGGGCCGCGAGAAGGAGGCCGUGCUCCUGUCUCUCGUCAGGUCCAACAGGAAAGGUGAGGUGGGCUUCCUGGCAGAGGACCGACGGAUCAACGUGGCGGUGACCCGUGCCCGGCGCCACGUGGCUUUGGUCUGUGACUCUCGUACGGUGGGCAGCCACCCCUUCCUGCGGACCCUGGUGGAGCACAUCACCGCCCACGGCCAGGUGCGCACGGCCUUCGAGUACCUGGACGACCUCGUUCCUGAGAACUACUCUCACGAGGGCUUCCAGGGCCCCGGCCCCGCCGCUGCCAAAUCCCAGGGCACUGCCACCUCUGCCAGGAAGCCCCCCAGACAGCGGCGGGAAGUGGCCAGGCCAGAGCAGAAGGCGGCGGGCGGGAGGCCCCGAGGCCUGGAGAGCCGGACCAGGCCCAGCCUUGCCCCCACCGAGGGCGGCCCCCAGAGAGCUGACCGCUUCCGGGAGCUGCUGGUCGAGUUCCUGGCGGAUGGGCGGACGCGGCUGGACUUCCCGGCCUCCCUCAGCGCCCACGAACGCCUGCGGGUGCACCAGCUCGCCGAGGAGCUGGGGCUGCGGCACGAGAGCUCGGGGGAGGGCCGGGACCGCUUCCUCACUGUCAGCAAGAGGGGCCCCCCCCGAGCCCGCCUCCACACAGCCCUCGGCCCCCGGCCCCCCCACGCACAGCCCCCGGCCCCUCUGCCCCCGGCCCCCAGCCCCGCCCCCGCACAGCACCCGGCCCCCUCGCCUCAGGCCCCCAGCUCCCCCCACACACCGCACCCCCAGCCCAGAGGCCAGGCUCCCCCGGACCUGAAGGCCUUGCACCUGGAACGGCAGCAGAGGGCGGGAGGCCGGGCCAGGCUGGAUCCUGGGGGGCCGGAGCAUCGCAGACCAGCCCCGAAGAGCAAGAAAAAGGAGGCGGGAGGACGCCCCGCUGCGGAGCAGGAGGACUUCGACGCCCUGGUCGAGGCCGCCGUGAAGGCCGACAGCACGUGUGCCCUCGGCCCCUGCGUGGCCAGCGUGGUGACCCUGGGCCAGCUGUGCCACCACUGUGGCCGCCGCUUCUGCCUCAGCCACCACCUGCCCGAGGUGCACGGCUGUGGAGAGAGGGCGCGUGCCCAGGCCCGCCAGAAGCUCAGCCGGGAGGGCGCCCGGGGACCGGGCAGCGGCGGCAGGGGGCGCACCCUGGAUCCCACCAGGAGGGCGCAGCUGCAGCGACGGCUGGACCAGAAGCUAGACGUGCUGACCAGCCAGCGCAGCCGCAGGAAGGAGCGGGAGAAGUGAUGAGAGCGGACAGAGGGCGUCCCCGUCCUGCCGCCUGCUCCUCUCACGGACGCGUCCCCACCGGCCACCGGGCCUCCAGGAGCGCGCCUGCCCUCGGACCGGGGGUCUGUGUCCACCUGCUGUGUGCCCCCGGGCUCUG